Molecule: messenger RNA, 178 nt
Organism: Ambispora leptoticha
Lineage: Eukaryota; Fungi; Glomeromycota; Glomeromycetes; Archaeosporales; Ambisporaceae
Source: the annotation of a GenBank genome assembly
AUGUCUGAUGAUACCUUGAAUAUUACAGAAAAUAACAGAAAUACAAACCUUGCUACAGAGCCUAUUGAAGAGAAUCUUAGCUUUAUUGCUGAUAAUAUAGAUAUCAAUUAUAGCAAGGAUUUAGAUGAUAGUAAAAAUGAACAUCUUACAAAUAGUGAAGAUGCAAAUUCUACUAUCA